Molecule: messenger RNA, 3696 nt
Organism: Manihot esculenta (cassava)
Lineage: Eukaryota; Viridiplantae; Streptophyta; Magnoliopsida; Malpighiales; Euphorbiaceae
Product: ADP-ribosylation factor GTPase-activating protein AGD3
Exons: 19
Coding region: 704-3208 (834 amino acids)
Cellular component (GO): cytoplasm
Molecular function (GO): GTPase activator activity; protein binding
Source: RefSeq, a predicted model, not a curated record
GAUGUGGCUUCAAUCCGCUCCAUUGUCAACACCGUUAAAACGCCAUCUCCUACUAAAAUUUUUGCCUCGCAAACUGAAAAAGAGAGAGAAGAAAAGAAAAGGAAAGAAAAGAAAAGAAAAGAAAAGAGGAGGGCUCAGCUGGUUAGCUUUGAGCUUUAUAUGUAGUGUGUAUUUCUCUUACACUUGGUUUGCAUAUUUCCAGGUUAAUGAAGCCUAAUCAAUCUUCAUUCAAUUCCCAAGAAUCCCAUAAACACGACCUCCUAAGUCGAAAAACUUUCGUGUUUUUCUGUCCAUUCUAGGUUUCUUACUUUGAUCAUCUUUUCCCUGUACUGUGCUCACCUGCGGCUAGGGGUUCUAAACCAACCAAAGGAACAAUAAAGAAAAAGGACUUAUUUGGAGCUCGGGAACUUCGCUAAUCGAGUUCUUGUAUCAUCGGUUCUUAAUUUCUAUUAGUAGGUUGAUAUAUAUAUGUUUGGUGGGUGGUUUCAUUGCGAGUACCUUUAGGAUCGGUAUACAAGGCAAGAUCUCAGCUUAAUUUCGACGAUUAGAGGUGAUUAUGACAUUAGAUUAGCUCCAAGCUUCCAAGAUCGAGCAUUGCUGUAAUGGUUAUUAGAAUUUAUCGUGAGGAGAGGAAGAAUCGCUGUAUCAAAAAUGACUUUCGCAAAGCUCGACGACUCUCCUAUGUUUCGCAAGCAGGUAGGAUAUGUUGAUUUUAAUUUAUCUGCAGUACAAGUGGCUAUUCAUAAUUUAUUUGGUCAAACAGAUGCAAUCCUUGGAGGAAAAUGCCGAAUUGCUAAGGGAGAGGAGUCUAAAGUUCUACAAAGGAUGUCGAAAAUACACUGAAGGACUAGGUGAGGGAUAUGAUGGGGACAUUGCCUUUGCUAGUGCUCUAGAAGCUUUUGGUGGAGGACAUAAUGAUCCUAUUAGCGUGGCCUUUGGAGGCCCUGUUAUGACCAAAUUUACUAUAGCCUUGAGAGAAAUUGGGACAUAUAAGGAAGUUCUUCGAUCUCAGGUUGAGCACAUGCUGAAUGACAGAUUACUACAAUAUGUCAAUAUUGAUUUGCACGAGGUGAAGGAAGCAAGGAAGCGUUUUGACAAGGCUAGCCUUCUUUAUGAUCAGGCCCGUGAGAAAUUCUUAUCACUGAGGAAGGGCUCAAAGACUGAUGUAGCUAUUCUAUUAGAGGAGGAGCUUCAUACUGCGAGGUCUGCAUUUGAGCAAGCUCGCUUUAAUCUUGUGACUGCACUUUCUAAUGUUGAAGCAAAAAAGAGGUUUGAAUUUUUAGAAGCAGUCAGUGGCACAAUGGAUGCACAUCUUCGUUACUUCAAGCAGGGGUAUGAGUUGUUGCAUCAAAUGGAGCCAUAUAUAAAUCAGGUUCUGACUUAUGCUCAACAGUCAAGAGAGAGGUCUAACUAUGAGCAGGCAGCUCUUAAUGAAAGGAUGCAAGAGUACAAAAGGCAGAUUGAUCGUGAGAGUAGAUGGUCUUCCCAUGGUUCCAAUGGAUCUUCCAAUGGAGAUGGUAUACAGGCCAUUGGUAGAAGUUCACAUAAAAUGAUAGAGGCGGUAAUGCAAUCUGCUGCAAGGGGAAAGGUCCAAACCAUUAGGCAAGGUUAUCUAUCAAAACGUUCCUCGAACUUGCGAGGUGACUGGAAAAGAAGAUUUUUUGUUCUUGAUAGCCGGGGAAUGUUGUAUUACUAUCGGAAACAAUGUAGCAAAUCAUCUGGUUCUGGCAGUCAACUUUCUGGUCAAAGGAAUAGCUCUGAGCUUGGAUCUGGAUUGUUGAGUCGGUGGCUGUCUUCUCAUUAUCAUGGAGGAGUACAUGAUGAGAAAUCCGUUGCUCACCACACUGUGAACCUUCUUACAUCAACAAUCAAGGUUGACGCUGAUCAGUCAGACUUGCGGUUUUGCUUCAGGAUUAUUUCACCAACAAAAAACUACACUUUACAGGCAGAGAGCUCACUUGAUCAAAUGGAUUGGAUUGAAAAGAUAACAGGGGUUAUUGCGUCAUUACUCAGCUCUCAGGCCCCUGAGAGGUGUCUACCUGCUAUUUCUAUGGGAAGUGGUCAUCAUCGGUCUGCCAGUGAGAGUAGUUCAUUUGAAAGUGCUGACUUUGACCACUCUGCUGUUGAUGAGUUUACAUCUGAGAGAAGCCUUGCUGGUUCACAUCAUGAAAGGUCAUCAAGAAUUUCACAACAACGAUCCAGCGCAGAGAAGCCAAUUGAUGUGCUGCGAAGAGUAUGCGGGAAUGAUAAAUGUGCUGAUUGUGGGGCCCCAGAGCCAGAUUGGGCAUCCCUAAAUCUUGGUGUUCUUAUUUGCAUUGAAUGCUCUGGUGUUCACCGUAAUCUUGGUGUGCAUAUAUCAAAGGUACGGUCCCUCACACUUGAUGUCAAAGUAUGGGAACCUUCUAUUAUAAGUUUGUUUCAGUCUCUGGGAAAUGCCUUCGCAAACUCAGUCUGGGAGGAGUUAUUGCAAUCAAGAAGCACCUUCCAGGCUGAUCUUAUCCCCACAGGCUCAUACAAGUCUGAUAAAUCGCAGCUGCAUUUUAUCAACAAACCCAGUCCAGCUGAGUCUAUUGCAGUAAAGGAGAAGUUUAUCCAUGCAAAGUAUGCAGAAAAGCUGUUUGUUCGCAAGCCUAGAGAAAGUCAGUAUCCUCAUUCAAUGUCCCAACCGAUGGCAGAAGCUGUUCGUGCUAAUGACAAGAAAUCUGUUUACCGUCUUAUUGUUAAUCAUGAAGCAGAUGUCAAUGUGGUUUACGAGCAACCAUCUUGUAGCACUUCUCUAACCCUUGCUAGAGUGAUGCUAUUACAAGAGCAGGCAGGCCUUGAUCACUGCUCUAGCUGCUCAACAGGGAAUUCAUUGGACAGGUCCUCCACUAGCUCUUUAAAUUUGGCUGGUACUGGUGAAGGUCGGACCUUGGAGGAUCUAGAUGGGUGUUCCUUGCUACACCUUGCCUGUGAAACUGCAGAUAUUGGCAUGUUAGAACUCCUCUUACAGUAUGGUGCAAAUAUAAAUUCAACCGAUUUGCGAGGUCAGACACCACUGCAUCGUUGUAUUCUUAGAGGCAGAGCUACAUUUGCAAAAUUGCUACUUUCAAGGGGAGCAGAUCCUCGGGCUGUGAAUGGGGAAGGUAAAACCCCUCUUGAGCUCGCCAUAGAGUCAAACUUCGUCGACUCUAAUGUCCUCACUCUAUUAUCAGAUGCAAAUGGGUGACAUGCUAAGUAAGGAAUAAUAAUUAAAGGUGAAUUACUAUGAGGUUGGGGAGUUAAAACUUGAUAAUGGUAUUGUUUUUUCUGCAAGUAUAUAUUGUAAGUUGAAGGGGCUGGUUCUCCAUUGAAGGUGUCUCAACGUCUGAAAUAGAGGAGAGUGGUAGGUUGGCAUGCCUGCCCCAUGGGGUAUCUGUGCAAAUUAAUUAGUCCGACCCUCAGGGUUGUAUUUUAUGCUGCCCCAUCUGAGUGAAGCGGCUCGUAUAAUGUCAUUUGUUUUCGCUUCAUGAGCUAUGUUCGGUUCCUUGCGUGGUGGAGCUGUGAGGAUUUAGUUUAGGGCAUCGUGUAUUUGUAAAUUGAUUUUAUUUUUGGUUUGAGUCUAAACGAUUGGAUUGGAUUGGAUAUAGUUGUUCAUUAAUUCCAUCACAUAUUUUGUUGUGCGAUAAAUGAUUCACAAGUUAUUUUUUAUGUAAUGAUGGCAUUUGAAUUUCAGAA